This is a messenger RNA of Hemiscyllium ocellatum (epaulette shark), 3253 nucleotides long. Its product is annotated as ubiquitin-conjugating enzyme E2 A-like. Gene Ontology annotation, molecular function: ubiquitin conjugating enzyme activity. Gene Ontology annotation, cellular component: HULC complex. NCBI's taxonomy places the organism in Eukaryota, Metazoa, Chordata, Chondrichthyes, Orectolobiformes, Hemiscylliidae. Bases 224 to 682 code for a protein of 152 amino acids. The record is from RefSeq and is a predicted model, not a curated record. The transcript is spliced from 6 exons. Gene Ontology annotation, biological process: proteasome-mediated ubiquitin-dependent protein catabolic process; DNA repair; protein polyubiquitination.
GGGACGGAGGCAGGCUGGCCGGCCGCUGUUUACCGGGAGCGGGCCGUCGGAGGGAGGAGGGCAGAGGCAGAGAGUAGACGGUGCGCCUCCUCUGCUACCGCCAAGUGGAGCUCGCGGUCAAACCGGGACACGGCCGCGUUUCUUUUGUAGCUGUGAAUGCGGGAUCGUUGAGGUCGGUCACCGCGAACUGAGUGGCUUUGCCGCGGCUUGAUUUGUUGUCGCUAUGUCCACCCCGGCGAGGCGGCGGCUGAUGAGGGACUUCAAAAGGCUACAAGAGGAUCCUCCAGCUGGUGUUAGCGGAGCACCUUCUGACAAUAAUAUUAUGUCCUGGAAUGCAGUUAUAUUUGGACCAGAAGGAACACCUUUUGAAGAUGGUACUUUCAAAUUGGUCAUAGAAUUCACAGAGGAAUAUCCUAAUAAACCUCCAACUGUUAGAUUUGUAUCAAAAAUGUUCCAUCCAAAUGUUUAUGCAGAUGGCAGUAUAUGUUUAGACAUAUUGCAGAAUCGAUGGAGCCCAACCUAUGAUGUUUCAUCAAUUUUAACGUCUAUUCAGUCCCUACUUGAUGAACCAAAUCCAAACAGUCCAGCAAAUAGCCAGGCUGCACAGCUUUACCAAGAAAACAAACGUGAAUAUGAGAAGAGGGUAUCUGCUAUUGUAGAGCAAAGCUGGAGUGACUGCUAACCUAUAGCGAGAAGAAUCCUCUGCCAACUGCCCGUGCAUUAUCCUACCUGAGUAAAUGCAAACAGUGUCGUAAGACUGGCAAAGAAGUCUGCGUACCUUCUUUGUUGACAUUCUUAAGGAAUUUUAGCCCUUUAUCGUUUGUGCUGUUAGAGGGUUCUUUUGUUGCAUGAUGUGAAUUUUUAAGCAGUAUUUGAUAAACUCGUACACUCGGUGAUCUCUUCCCUUGUUUUGGCAUCACCACUGACCCAUCUUUACAUCAACUAAUGUAUUAGCACCUUAUUGACAUGAGUGAGUGUGAAUUCUUGAAUUGUGAACAACAAAGUCUGAUCUGCAUCAGAGCAACUUCUAGUUUUGGGAUCCAUUAAACAAAAUUUCUAGUUUUAUUUUUUACAAAUGUCCUGAAAAUUAGCUGUAACACCUAAAGGACAUUGAGGUGGAAGACAAUUAAAUGUAAUUUGCUCAGCAAUCGUGAACAAUCUGUUGUGGCAUUCUCUUAAUAGAACUUUCAAUCUAGAUUGGUUAUGAGCUGACACUGUCUUUUCAUACAGUUUUGCAAUACAACUAAAAUAGAUCCAACAGAAGAAUACAUUUCCACAUUAUCUUGCAGUUUAUUUUGAGGGUUCUUGUAAGGAAUGCAUCUAUUUUAUCACAUAGGAAAACUAUACCAUCUGCCAGAUCUGAUUGGUGCAACAUGACUGGAAGCAUCUGUUUACAAUAAGCACUUUGUAUGUAGAUAAAUCAGAGAAAGCUUAAGUGUGUAAACCAGGCAUGAGACAGGCUUUUAUUAUUUGGGUGCCCACCAAUUUGUAAUUGCUGGUGCUUCUAUUAUUUGGACACACACAGAACUACAAGUUGUUGUUUGUGCCUGCUAUGAUUGAUGGCUCUCUGCAUUUUGAAAAAUCUCUCAUUUGUAACUGCUCUGUAAAACAUGUCCGUUUCUGUGAAUCAAUUACAAUAUGUUUGGGAAGUACUUUGAAUCUUCUUUCAUACAGACAAAUUAUUUAGCCAAAAAGAAUCUCUUCCCUUAACAAAUUAUUGACUGUCUCACUCAAAGGCAUUUGAGAGGUGUGAUCUAGUAGUUGCUGUUAAAGCAAGUGAAUAUUUUUUAUGCAAGCUUGGAUAAGUAGAGCAUGUAUGAUCUGAUUGGAAAAUAUUCACAGUCAAAUCUGAUCUUCUCUGAUUCCCAUUCUGUUGCAUUUUAAUUUAAAGACUUUAUUUUUGAUAAAUUGAUAUUAGACAUCUCAUUCUACGAAAAGCAGAGAAAUUCAAGUUGUUUUUGAAAAGAACAAUAAUCAUAAAUUACUAUUCGUUUGGUAUCCUCUUGAUAACGUCAUGAUCUGACUAGUUGCUACUGUAAGUGGAGAAAACAUUCUAGCUCAUUCCUGUGCCUGAACAAAAACAAUUCUGUGCUUGGCAAUCUUGUGUAUGUAUAAAGUGGUGAGUUUCAUUUUUAGAUGCUUUGUUUAAGCUCUAUUAAACAACCUAGAAUAGCAAAAAAAAUCCCACAAUCUUCUAACUUUGAAUGAAAUGCCUUCUAAAGAGUAAACACAGCUUUGUUUUGCCAAUUUUGAGAGAUAGCUGAGUCAAUUAACUUCUGAAUGUCUUCAUGAAUACCUCUUAUGCCACGGUGGAAUAGUCUUACCCCGCAAGAAAGGAUGCUUUCCUGACAUGUGGCUACAUUUCAAGGAAAGCCAGCUACCAAACCUCCCUCUUUCCCAGAUGAUUGCAAAGCUCCAUCACUAUUGGGGUAGAUGCUAAGCAGGAAAAGACCCAGAAAUUUGUUUAUGUUCCAGCAGAUAAUACUUACAGCCUUUAUCAUUGUUCAAGAUAACUUUCAUAGCCCAAACAAUGAUCAAUCCCUUUGUGGAGCUUUGAUUUAAGUAAUGCACGUGUGUGUGGAAAAAAAUUUUAAUUUUUUUUCUUUUGCAGUAAUUGAUUGUAAUUGCCCGUUGUUUCUGUUGGAAUGUUGUCACGUUUUUCAAAUGGUUAGAUUUUCUGCUGUGGUUUAUGAAAAUUAACUACUUCUGUUCAUGGUGUAAAAAGGACUUAUUUUAUUCCUUCUUUUGUAAAGUUUUUUUUUCAAAACUUAGCCCCCUUUUAAGAUUAUCAAACAUUUUUGUACCCUAUUCUCUAGUACUUUUUUUUAUAUAAGGAAGUCAGUGAGAGAAGUGUAUUUAUGAUACUGUUCCAAUAAUUACAAAGUAGUACCUGGUUGCCAUUUAUUUUGCUGAAGAAAAAUUAUUAAUUCACUUAGUGUAACAAAUGUUUUGUACAGAAAGUGAUUCUUGAUAUUAACUAUGUAAUGAUGUUUGCUGAGGUCGUUUCCCCCUCUCUUUUCUUUUCUCCUCCUCCUUUUUCCCUCCAUGUUUUUACUCUUCCUCUUGGAGGCUUGGAAGACAAUUGAGCAACUGAUGGGUCUUGUGUUUCAUUUUUAUAGGUAACAUGGCGAGAAUGUUCAUAGCCCUCUGUGCGCUCUGCAGUUUCAUGAUGCUUGUAUGCUGUACAAUAUGUAUUGAUGCAAACACCUUUUUUCAAAAUUUUUUUUAAAUAAAACAACUUUGAGAGUAUAAA